Molecule: messenger RNA, 1665 nt
Organism: Schizosaccharomyces osmophilus
Lineage: Eukaryota; Fungi; Ascomycota; Schizosaccharomycetes; Schizosaccharomycetales; Schizosaccharomycetaceae
Product: amino acid transmembrane transporter
Exons: 1
Coding region: 1-1665 (554 amino acids)
Biological process (GO): transmembrane transport
Cellular component (GO): membrane
Molecular function (GO): transmembrane transporter activity
Source: RefSeq, a predicted model, not a curated record
AUGGCUAGUCAAAGCUCGGACGCAUCGUUUCCGCACCCCAAAGCCUCCUCGCAUCCCUCCUCUACCUUGGGAAUUCCUGAAAAGGCAAGCUCCGGCAUCGAUAUCGAGGUAGGCGCUCCCGCCAAUGAGACCGACAACCCCGAGGAUUUGGGCAAGUUGGGCUACAAACAAGAAUUUCAUCGCAACUUGUCCUUGUUCAGUGUCUUUUCCAUAUCAUUCUCUUUGCUAGGCUUAUUGCCAUCGGUCGCUACCACCAUGACUUAUAACCUCGGCUACGUUGGCUCGCCCGGUCUUGUUUGGGGUUGGAUCAUCGCCAUUGCCCUCGUCGAAUGCGUGGCCCUCAGUAUGGCUGAACUUUGCUCUUCCAUGCCUACCUCCGGCGGUCUCUAUUAUGCUGCUGCUGUCCUCGCUCCUAAGGGUUGGGGCCCUUUUGCCUCUUGGGUUACCGGCUGGUCCAAUUACCUUGGCCAACUCAUCGGCGGCCCUUCCAUUAAUUACUCCACGGCUUCCAUGCUUCUCGGUGCCGUUUCCGUCGCCCGUCCUUCCUACACACCAUCCAACUACCAGCUCUUUCUCGUUACCCUCCUCAUUACUGCAAUCAACGCCUUCAUCGCUUCCUUGCCCACCAAGCUCAUUGCCCGUUUCAAUUCCGUCAGCACCUACCUAAACACCCUCUUUCUCUUCAUCACCAUCAUUGUCAUCUUAGCUUUUGCCGGCAAAAACCAUGGUUUCAAUGAGACCCAUGCCGUCUGGGGCGAUAUCACCAACUACACUGACUGGCCUGACGGGUUUGCCGUCAUCAUGUCCUUUUGCGGUGCUAUUUGGACCAUGUCUGGCUACGAUGCUCCUUUUCACAUGAGUGAAGAAACCGCUAAUGCCAGUGUCAAUGCCCCCCGCGGUAUCGUCCUUACCGCUACCAUCGGUGGCCUUAUGGGUUGGGUCAUGCAAUUGGUCAUUGCCUACACAAUGGUUGAUCAAAAUACCGUCGUCCAUACCGAUUCUUCCAUGUGGGCUACCUACUUGUCCCAGGUUAUGUCCCAAAAGGCCGCCAUCGCCAUCAUCUCCCUUACUGUCGUCUCAUCCUUCAUCAUGGGCCAGGGAAAUGCCAUCGCCUGUUCUCGUAUCGCUUACUCGUAUGCCCGUGAUGGUGUAUUGCCAUUCUCCGGCACGUUUGCCAAGGUCAAUUCCAAGACAAAAACACCAGUCAACGCUGUCCUUUUGGAUUUUAGUUUUCACGUAUGCGUCUUGUUAUUGAUCUUUGCUGGUGGUGUCACCAUUGAUGCCGUCUUUUCCGUUACUGCCAUCGGUGCUUUUGUCGCUUUUACCACCCCCAUCUGUAUGCGUGUCUUCUUCAAAGACAAUAAUUUCCGUCCUGGCCCAUGGAACCUAGGCAAGUUUUCCCGUGUCAUUGGUGCUUUGGCAUGCUUUUUUGUAGCCCUCAUGAUUCCUGUGCUAUGCUUCCCUACUGUUAAAAAGCCUGCUCCAGUGGACAUGAAUUGGACUUGUCUGGUAUUUGGUGGUCCCAUGACGUUGAUUAUCCUUUGGUAUGUUGUUUCUGCCAGAAAAUGGUUCAAGGGUCCUCGUACAAGUACCGACAACACUUAUAUUGUCGAGGGUGUCGAACCCGUUCGUUCAUCUUCCGCAUCCGUCUCUACCAAAAAAUAA